AUGCAGUUCGUUAUCAAGUGCUUAGCAGCUGUGGCAUGGGAACCGAAUAAACCCCUAAGCAUCGAGACUGUGGAGGUUGCACCUCCCAAGACACACGAGGUGCGGGUGAAAAUCCACUCAACGGGGGUGUGCCACACAGAUUUGUCGACUUUGUCGGGUAUUAACCCCGAUGGUCCGGGUAACCUGUUCCCAACCAUCCUGGGUCAUGAGGGCGCCGGGGUCGUCGAAAGCGUUGGUGAAGGGGUCACUAAUGUUAUGCCAGGAGAUCAUGUGAUCCCGCUGUGGCUGCCGCACUGCGGCACAUGCCAUAUGUGCUUGUCUGGAAAGACGAACAUAUGCGAAAAGGCAUUCGCGACUCUCCUGAGCGGGAUGCUCCUGGAUGGCACCUCCCGCUUCACCUGCAAUGGCAAGAUCAUCCACCACUACGUGGGCACCUCCACCUUCUCGCAGUACACUGUCCUCCCAGAUAUAUCCGUCGUAAAGGUGAACCCAUCGGCCCGCCUGGAUCGGGUGUGUUUGAUUGGCUGUGGGAUCCCGACAGGGUAUGGGUCUGUCUUGAACACAGCGAAAGUGGUGGAGGGCUCAUCGGUGGCAGUCUGGGGACUGGGCACCAUAGGCCUCGCGGCUGUUAUGGGGGCCCGGAAAGCCAAAGCCAAACGCAUAAUNACUAUGACUAUGAGAGAGGACGCGCAAUCGCGCAAUGCGUGCGUGUAUCAUAUGUGCGCAAGCGCAUGCCACCGAUGGAAUCAAUACUUAGGUAUGAUACUUAUUCUGCACAUGUGCAAAGCACUUGUCACACAUUGCCUUCUCACACAUGGUAAAGUUGUCAUGCGUCUUGUUCCCCCUUAUCCUGAUUAUAGUUACAAAGGAGAGGACAUACCCGGACUGGUGGAAGAAUACUUGAAAGGUGGACUAAUGGUGGACGAUUUCGUCACUCAGGAACUCAAGUUUGAAGAUAUCAAUAAGGCCUUCGAUUUUCUCCGAGAUGGGAUC
Darwinula stevensoni is the source of this 993-nucleotide messenger RNA. The record is from the annotation of a GenBank genome assembly. Lineage: Eukaryota; Metazoa; Arthropoda; Ostracoda; Podocopida; Darwinulidae.